AUGGACGUAAGCACAUUGUUUCGAGCUAGCGUAAAGAGCGUAAGCAUACGUCAAAAGGCGUUGGACGAUGACAAGUCAAAAUUAUUUCCUAGGAAACUACGUCAUGAGUCAAAUUUCUACAAAAAAUCUCUAGCAGUCACCACCCAAAUAACGAGAUUGAAAGAAUUUUUAUUAGAAAAUAGGUCUGCAUAUUUAAAUUUCUCCGGACAUUUGAUCAGCCAGCCGAGAAUGAGCGACGCUGAACGCGAUAAGAUUGACAAUGGAGCCCAGGAGAUUAUCAGCAAGUGCUCGCAGUUGAUAAAAGAACUGAAGCGAGAAGCUGCUGACACAGAUGUAUCUCAACAGCAUCACGAGCAUCAAGAAAUAAUGCUGUUUUUAAUUGACGAGUAUUUAAAAAAUGUAUGCAAAAUUUAUUCUGAGCAAAAAGCUAUCCGGGUUAAAAAAAUCCUCGAGCUGAAAAAUUUGUCCAAGUUGGAGCUCAAUAUUAAAUCGAUUGAAGAAAAUUCUUAUAAGCCUCCUUUGAAUUCUGUUGAAGAAAAAAAAAACUCGUCGACUAGCUCGAGUCCCCUGAAGGUCCAGGAGAUGAACGGAGACGUCAACUCUCUGGCAUACGAAGAACAAUUAUCAACGGAGGAUGUCCAGAUGUUUGAAGCUGAGAAUGAACAGCUGUACAAUGAAUUAAAUACUAUCACUGAAGAAGUCAAGCAGAUUGAAAGCAAAGUCGUUCAUAUUGCCGAGCUCCAGGAAGUUUUCACCGAAAAAGUCCUGGCACAGGAUCACGAUCUAGAGAAAUUGGUCACUACUGUUGUCGGCUCCACGGAGAAUGUCAAGGAAGCGAAUGAGCAAAUUCGUCAAGCUAUUCAACGCAAUGCUGGACUUCGAGUUUGGCUGCUCUUUUUCCUGCUGGUCAUGUCCUUUUCCCUUCUGUUCCUCGAUUGGUACAAUCCUUAA
Molecule: messenger RNA, 951 nt
Organism: Cotesia congregata
Lineage: Eukaryota; Metazoa; Arthropoda; Insecta; Hymenoptera; Braconidae
Source: the annotation of a GenBank genome assembly